UCAGCAGUGCUGUAGAUUAGAGUCUAUGUAUAUUAAUUUUUAUAGCUAAAUAUCUUCAAGAAACAGUUUGAAGGGUCUGGCCCAGUCGGGGUAGUCAUACCUUCAACUUGACCAGCUAGUCUGGACACUGUGCUAAGAUGACAAGCUACAUGAAUUUGCUAGGUUUGCUUCUGUGUUUGGUGAUGACUCCUCUCUCCACUGGCCAAACCAUUCAUUAUAUCUGGCCUCGAGUGGGUAGCUUGACAGGAGGUACUAAAGUCACCGUGUACGGUAGUGGGUUCAGCACAGAUGCUUACAACUCUGUCAACCUCAUCUACAUCGGAAACAUACCGUGCUCUGUUAUAUCCUACACAGUAAGUGCGAAUGUGCUCGAAUGUGUAACAGAGCCGUACCCAGGAGGGGUGGAGGGGAAAACUUACUCUGCCCUCCAGUCAACCCUGAUCACUCGAGGUCAGCACUACAUAUCCACUGGUAGCAACGAUGCGUUCACCUACCAUUGGAGCUAUACCCCUCAGCUCUGGAAAGUGGAGCCCAACUCUGGGCCAGUGGGUACCGUAGUGGAGAUUGGUGGAUAUCGGUUCACCUGGAAUUACAACUCUUACGGCCAAAUUUACAUUGGGGACCAAGUUUGCGAUCUACGUGACUCGGAUAAUGCCCAAUAUGGAAUUCGUUCUCUAUGGGGACUGAUUUACGUCAAAUGUCUGACCACUGAAGUGAGAGCUGGUGGUUGGAAUGGAAGCACCACUAUCUCCGGGGCCAGUGGUAAAACUUGGAACCACAGUCGGGCACUCUAUCCAAUGUUCGAUUGGACGCUGGGCAUGUACGAGCUGUUUCCUGACAUCCACAAUGUGUACCCUCAGGUGGGUAGCCCCUCAGGGGGUUCCCUGCUCACAAUAUUAGGGUCAGGAUUUGCUGGAGAGGAGGGCGAGAUCGAAGUGGACAUUGAUGGAAUACCCUGUCAGGUGGUAAGCCACACCUCCACAAUGAUUCAGUGCUGGACGGGCAGCCCACCCCCUGACUCCCCUGUCAUUGCUGAUAGCAACAGGGAGUACGCUAGGGUUGAGGCUGGAUACAGGUUUAAAGGUUCUCGUGGUGUUAGAGUAAACCAGUACCGAAGCAUAAGAGGAGGGUCCAUUUCAAAUCUCCAUUCUAGCAACAAGUAUCCCGAUCAACCAGACGCAGUGUACAGUCUACCUUCAUUCAGCACUGGAUCCGAUAUGACGAGACAUAAUAAUUAUGGUGAGCGACUGAUGGCUUUCUUUAAUCCCCACUCCACUGGACGCCAUACAUUCUAUGUCAGCAAUGAUGAUGGGGCCCAGUUGUGGCUGGGAGAUGGGCGCAACCUCACAGCUGCUUAUCAGAACAGCUUACUGGAGAGUCCGCGCGCCACAGGGUUUGAGAAUUACGAGCGAUGGCCACACCAGAAGUCAGAGUCCAUUUCUCUCACACACGCCCAAGAUUACCUGCUCGUGGGGGAAUUUAAGGAAGGAGGCGGGGGAGAAUACCUCACAGUUGGUGCAUUGCUACAUGAUGACACAUCAUACGACUAUAGUCAGACCAGGCAAGCCGUGAGAGAGCAGCAAGAGAUCACACUCACCUCAGCCGGCCUCUACGACACUCAGACACUGACCCUGGCCAUCAACAGGAGUGUAGUGGUCGAGGAUGCUCUUCCUCGUUUAGUACUAGAGUGGGGAGGACGCAGCACCGAACCAAUAUCACUAGCGGAAUUGGAGGAGAACCCAGAAGCACUAGGUGAUGCGGUUCUCAGUCUGUUCUCUGGGAAAUGUGAGUUUGACUUGCUUCACGGCAUCAACUACUACCCUGGUCCCCUGGGGUUUGACUUUGAGGAAGGUGUGAAUUCUGGUGAAGCUUGGAGCUCCUGGAACGGCAUCCCCCCACUGAUCACAGAGGACGAAGCUUUGUGUGGGCGGCACUCCUUAUAUGUUGAGGAUCACAGAGGUGUGGCCUUCAAUUUAGCGAAUGAUAACGGUAAAAAAACAUCAGAUUUCCCUUUCAUCUGUCUGGGCUACAAGCUUCCUCCCGGUCACUCCAUGGCGCUGGCCGUUAGUAUCAAAGACUAUGGGUGGUAUAGCAUCCCCCUCUCUGGUGAGGACACUGGUCCGUUCCCCUUCCCAAUUGCCGGCUCCUUCUUUGACGAGCUCUACAAUGAUGACCUACUAAUGGAUGAUGACAACUGGCAUUACUCUUGCACUGAUCUUCAAUUUAUGCUGAUUGAGAACCUUCCACUGGAAGAGGACCAGAACCCACCCCGGUUCCAUGACAUCCUUGGAAUAGCAGUGUACACAACUCCUCUUCCAAGACAGCGUGGUUUUUAUGUGGACGAGGUUGCCCUAGCAUCUGAGAGAAAGAGUCUCUUCACGGACAGUUACGUGGCUCCAGCACGGCCCAAUGGAAGGUCCCUACACAGUGUACAGACAACAGUUACUGAUGACAGUGAUGAUGACACACUAAGUUUGACCAUCAGUAUGGAGCUAGUACCUAGUGCGUGUGUGGAUGACCUGACAUUAAUCGAUGCAACUCUUCAGGAGGGCACAGGUGUGAUGCAGUUCAGUUUUGAGAGGACCCAAUUUGCCAGCUCUCCUCUUGGAGGCAGUUACACUCUCUCUUAUGAUGGACAAACCACCCCUGCCCUUCAACAUGAUGCAACAGAAGAAGAGAUCAAAGCAGCUCUUGAGUCUUUGGAUGGAGUGGGUGAGGUCACUGUCACUUACAGUGCUACGCCCCUAUCACAUGACCUUCUGGGAAGCUUCUGUCCCGGCCACUCGUACACGGUGCUAUUCGAGACUGCUCGUGGUGAUCUUCUACUACUAAGCGUGAAUGAGGGAGGUAUUACCGGAGAUGAUGCCACUACCAGCGUCACUGAGAUCAAGACUGGAGGGUUGUUCCUGAGGCCUAUUCCUGGUCACAUGCUACAGACUGUAGAGACAACACCACAGGUCCACGUUCGUGUAAGGAGCCAGCUGGCAGCCUGCAGUGGUAACCACCUACUGUACGAGGAGGUGUCAACUGAAGACCACUCUGACUAUUGCAGCUUCAUCUAUGCCCCAUCAUCUACACCCAUUAUUACCAUGAUUACCCCAACGUCCGCCCAACAAGGCGAUGUAAUCACAAUCACUGGUAUAGGAUUUUCCGAAAAUCCCCAAGAAAAUUUCGUAUUGUUUGAUAACAUCAAGUGUCCAGUUACUACAAGUACCUCAACAACCAUUAGCUGUGUACUAGGAGAAGGUUAUGGUGGCACUAAACAGCUUUACCUACAUGUGACAAGUGUGGGUGUUGCUGAUAGCAACUCUCAUGGAAUAUUGUACAAUGUAGCGGCUACUUCUGUUGACACGGCAAGUGGUAGUCAAGCAGGUGGUACAAUGAUUGUCAUUUCAGGAUCUGGUUAUUUCACGGACAAUUUUGAAUUAAGCUCCGCUGAAUCAUUUAACGAGGAGUACGCCAAAAAUCUACAAAGCAGUCGCAAUGCUUGCCAACUAGGGAAUAUAGUUACCAUCGGUGACAAUGCUUGUGAGAUAAUCAGUUCAACAGCCGAAACAGUUACAUGUAUAACCCCUGAAGAAACUGGCUCAAGCUCUACCUAUGAUAUUAUAGUUAGUGUUGGUUGCUUGGAUGAUCCUACAACACACGUGUCCAACACUCUACUAAAUGCAUUCACCUAUGACGUGUCCAUAACUCCGUCAGUGACAGCUGUUAAUCCUUCAGAGGGGGUGGUCCACGGUGGAGAGACUGUUGUUAUUAGUGGUAUUAGAUUGGCCGAUGACAUCUCUACUGUCAGAGUCAUGAUUGGUAAUGAGGAUUGCACGGUAACCAUGGCUAGCAGCACUGAGGUAACUUGUCUCACCCCGGCUCACGCAAAGGGAGCGUGGCCUGUGGAGAUGCUGGUGGAGGGGGUGGGAAAGGCAGUUGGAGAUGUCACAUUCACUUAUACUCUCGAUGUUACAUCAGUAUCUCACUGUUCAGGCUCUCUAUUUGGUGGGCAGGUGCUGAGUAUUCAAGGCAGUAGGUUUGGCACUGACUCAAACCAGGUUGCCGUUAGCCUUGGUAACAAAGAAUGUGAUGUUACCACGGUGACGGACAAUGAAAUACUGUGUGUGACAGCACCCACCACACUGACAUAUGAGAUCAACAACAAUGCUGAGCACCCUGAGUACGGUCUUGGCUAUCAAUGGAAUCCAAGCACGCUCACUAUCCACCCUGGAGACACUGUGAACUGGUCCUGGACUGGAUCUUCUUUUACGGCCAGAAGGGGAGUGGCUCAAGUCAAUCGUUGUGGUGAUACAGAAUACAAUGGUGUGGGAUUCAGAUCGGAAAGAAGUGUGACUGGAAGUUUUAGGAAAACUUUCACUAAGGCUGGAGCAUAUUACUACAUAGCCGAGGGUUAUGGGCACAUAGGUUUCAAUGGCACAAUUGUCGUAGCCGAACCUGAGGACAUGGCAGUCUCCCUCUCUCUCACCAUCAACUCUAUCCUCAUUGACCUCUCCUCCUUCCCGCCAACUUGCCAACAAACAUCGUCACCCUUCACUGACUACACCUACUCAUCGAUCUCAACACCUAGCAUUGUGUCUGUUUUCCCCUCUAAAGCAAGCCCUGGCGAUUCCAUUGAGUUGUCAAUCUCAGGAUUAUCUGAUAUGGCAGACGACAACAUACUUGUAUUUGGAGGGAAUACACCAAUUGCUUGCACUUCUCACAAUCCAGCCACUGUAUCGACUUCAUACAGCACACCUACAACCUCCAGUACUUCAACUGGGGUUACAUACAUGGACACAGCCAGUGUAGUACAGUGUACACUACCUGAUGAUAUUCUACCUGGUAAUUACAGAACAGUCUUACAUGUUGCAGGUAGAGGCUGGGGCAAUGCAGUGCUUGACGACACAACCAUUGAAAUUACACCAAGAAUUGACAGCUCUCCUCAAAUCUUAAGUAUUUCUCUUCGAGGCGGAGUGCCUAUAAUUUUGCAAACUUCUGGUCUAGUUCCGUCUUCAAUAACCAACACUAGAGUGCUUAUAGGCAAUACACCUUGUAUAGUUCAGUCUAUAUCAAACAGUGGAGAAUUAACUUGCCUAACUCAAGCUGCUGUUGAUGAUGGAUACUCGUCUGUUAUCAAUCAGAAUUCGCCCCUAGGUUACUGGACACUGCAAGCUGAUUUACCAAGAGGAGAAACUGAUGGUGGCUGGUCGUUUAGGAAUUGGGGCUCGGUUGGUAGCUUGGCCGAUGCUACUCUAGUUGGAGAAGUUCAGACUAGACAAGAAGGAAUUUCUGGUAAUGUUGUAACAAAUCAAGCAGCUAGUUUCGAGAGCUCACAUCUUGUUGUGCCAGCUUUGCAAGAAUUUUCGAGGCCUUCUGGUUUUGCAGCUGAGUUUUGGUUGAUGUCUGAGCAGGAUACAGAAAACUAUCGUAUUAUAGUCAAAUCUUUCAGCUAUGAAGAUAGUGUAGCCCGAGGGUAUGUGGUUUUGAUUAAUCGGUGUAACCAGGUUGAGUUUUGGAUAGCAACUGGCGAAACAUCUGCUCAAAAUUCCGGUGACUUCUCCGGCUCUGCUGGCUCUGCAGGCUCUGCAUUUGUCCCUGAAUGUGAGGUGAUUGACGAUGCUUCUGACUGUUCCUCUACUUGUACUGGAUUACUCACCAUAGCGGACUCUAGUGACCUCCCGCAAGGUGUAUGGCAUGUGAUUAGAAGCGAGCAAUCAGACUGGACGACUUGGGCACAUGUUUAUUUUGGUUGGACAGUGGCAAACGAUCAACGUGAACUUUAUGAUAUUUGGAGUGAUGAAGAUUGCACAAUUUAUAAUUUAUGCAGUGGUACGCAGACUCUUUCGGUCAAUGGUUACUCUACAACUGUCAUUACUAACUUCCUCCGAGCUAGAUACACACCAAUUGAGAUAGGAGGCAGUGGUGUUAUUGAUACUGGUAUUAUUCCACUUAGUGGACAUCUGUCUUCAUUUGAGGGGGAACUUGACGAAAUUGCAUUUUAUUCUAGACCAAUUUCGCAAGCUGAUAUUGAUGCUCGUGUGCAUUUUGGUACCUCUGAAGAGCAGCCUAUAUGGAUUACAGUUGAGGGAGUGGAUGGAAUUGGAAAUGGAGCUGUACCGAAUGUGAAGUAUCCGGAAUUUAGAAUGGAGUUUGCUAGUGAAAUGCAGUUGGAUUGGGAUAUUGUUCGGAACGGAGAUUAUGUGCUGGACUCCUCUACUGCCCUUAGAUUCGAAUGGACAGGUUUACGUGGUGUUCGUGAAGUGUCUCGUUCCAUCUACGAAUCAUGUGACCUUGAGGCCUCUUACGUGCAGCAGUGGACUUCACCCAUUAGUGGAGGUCGUAGGUCUGUGUGGCUCUCAUCGGGUCAGAACCACUACUUCAUUGACUCUGUGGUUGGAGGAUGUCCAGAGGGAAGGAAACUGAGGGCUCGUGUUGGUGAGGUGCGUACUAUACAGUGGAGAGUGGGCAGUUACUCUGACAUCACAGUGCCUCAAGGCACUGGACUUCUAUUCCAAUGGAAUGGAGCGGUCAUACACGAUCUUGUUGAAAUGAAAACGGCCAUUCAGUCGGCUGAGGACUGCUCCCUGGGUGUGGCUGAUGCGAGGAAUGAUAUUGGACUGGUUUCUCGUGAGUGGGUGAAUGAACCGAGCACAAGUGGAGAAGUUGCCAUCAGUGACCUCUCUCUGGGUCUCCACCACUUCAUGUGCUCUGUGGGUAGGCACUGUGCAUUGGGAAUGAGGUUCACUGUCAAUGUAGUGCCUGAGGAGGUUCAUGAUGAUAAUAUUGACAGUCAGAAUCCUGUUGUUCACACUAUCCCGUGGCGAAUCCAGGACUAUGCUGACUUUACUAUGGUGGAGGGGGAGAGCCUUUCUUUUGUGUGGCAUGGGUUCCACUCUCUACAUCAGGUGACAGAGACCGUGUUCGAGAGCUGUGUUUUGUCGGACCAUCCCCUUCAUGUUUGGGGUCUGCCCAGUGUGGACAAUAGUGUGAGCAUCCAGGGGCUGAUCCCGGGGGACUACUACUACCUCUGUGCAGUAGCUGGACACUGUGACGCUGGAAUGAAGAUAAAGGUGACAGUACUACCAAAUGAUGGCCUGCUAGUGUUGAACAAUGGUGUGAGUUCAGUGUGUGCUGAUGGAGUGAGUUGCUCUCUGGCCUACAGUGUGCAAGCCACUCCUCAACUGGCCUCUGUUGAGCCUUCUGAGUCUGUUGGUGGGGCCACCCUAACUCUAAUUGGAGCUAACCUCCUCCCCCCUAGCACAAUAGUUGGCUCCAGUCUGCCUGAAUUGAAAGUGUGGAUUGAUAAUGCACCUUGCACUAACGUUUUAGCCGAAUCUGCCAACACUGCCGCUGAUCACAUGAUCUCCUGUAACAUCACAGACUAUGAAUCUGAUUAUUACCAUGUCGAUGUGUUUGUAAGUGAUCAUGGAUUUGCUUCUGUAUCCCCAACUCAACUUGUGCCACGUUCGAUUAGAGAUUUUGAAAUCCCUGCCAAUUUUAACUCAUCCUAUCCAAAACUAUUUAUUGCCGCUGUGGCCUCCACGAUAAAUCCAACAUCAGGCAGUAUUCAUGGAGGCACCGUUAUAACUAUCAGUGGGUCAGGAUUUAGUUACAUCUCCGAGCGAAACGUUGUAUCUCUAGGUGGAGUCUCUUGCCGAAUCAUAGAAGCGAGUUCAAGUACAAUUACCUGUAUGAGUGGACCUGGAAGCUCAAGUGUGGCUGUUAAUGGUACUGUGAACGGUUUUCCUAUAAGCACUAGUUUGCUGUACGAGUACAACGAUGCUUCAACUCCGAUUGUGACUUCUGUUGAAAGUAGUCCCGAUAGUAUAAACUCUCUUUCAGGUGGCAAUGAAAUCACACUUGUUGGAAUGAUGUUGGGAACUGCUGCUUUGGACCUACAAGUGCAAAUUAUGAAUUCUAUGGCUGGUUUGGUUGACUUUUCCACCGAGGAUGCUUGUUCUGUAACUAACUUCAUUGUAGAUGGCUCUGACACUGUCAACGUCUCUUGUACAGCUCCUAGUAAACCUGCUGGCAUAUACAAACUACUCGUUCACGUACAAGGGUACGGCUUUGCUACUGUAAGUGAUAACACAGUUGAAUAUGCUCUCGAAAUUGACUCUUUCUCUCCGGCAUCUGGUGGUCAUGGUGGUGGAGUGGCUUUGACAAUUGUUGGCAGUGGAUUCCCUGAGGCAAGUAAUUCAGAUCAAAUCAGUGUCACUCUUUGCGAUGGUGAGCCUGCAAGUACAUUAUGUCUAGUUACUUCGUCUACGCUCAAUGAACUCGAGUGCACCCUCGAUCCCACUUCAACCAGCUCUCCCUUCACAACAAAUGCUACGUGCUCUAUAACCAUCACCUCUGGGGAACAUACUGAAAUAUCCUCUGAUCAAUUCCAAUUUAUCGGCUCACUGACCCCUCGAAUUGACUCCAUUUCCCCCCUGAUAGGGGGUACUGGUGGUGGUACUACAGUAACCGUAGAGGGUGCAGGAUUCACUUCUCAAAAUUUGGAACCAAUCACAGUCACUAUAGACCGUGCCGAGUGCAUAAUAACUCAAUCUACCGAUACCUUAAUCACUUGUGUGACCGGUAACCAUACGACAACUUUACAAGCAGAAGUCAUAGUCAAUGUCCCAGGGAAAGGAAAUGCAUUGUCAAUGGAUGGAGUGAUUAUGUAUGAGUACGUUGACGUGUGGUCUAGUCCGUUCACAUGGGGUGGCGGACCUUUGCCGGGAGAGGGGGACUCCGUGUAUAUUAAGGUUGGACAAACUGUGUUUUUGGACGUGAAUACUCCGGUGUUAAACUUGCUGCUGAUUGAAGGGUCACUGAUAUUCGAGGAUGAUCAGGAUCUUCAUCUACAGGCCAACUAUAUAUUCAUUAACACUGGAAAGCUACAGGUCGGUACUGAGUCCUCUCCGUUCACUCACAUAGCUGUCAUUACCCUCCACGGCUCUGUGCAAGAUCCAGAGAUACCUAUCUACGGUGCAAAGGUACUGGGUAUUCGUCAAGGAGAAUUGGACCUUCAUGGUCUCCCUAGGGCAGUCACAUGGACACGACUUUCUCAGAGUGCCCUGAGCAAUGACACUAGCCUCAGGCUUGAGCAAGCUGUGGACUGGGUGACGAGUGACAAAAUUGUCAUUGCACCCACUGGCAAGGACGGAAAUGAGACUGAGGAGAAUGAGGUGGUCUCAGUGUCAGGGGAUGGUCGAACAGUCAAUUUGCUCCACCCACUCCGCUACACCCACCAUGGGGUGACUGAGAUGUACGAGGGAGGUCACUUCAUUGACAUUAGGGCUGAGGUUGGUCUUCUUUCCCACAAUGUGAUUGUUCAGGGGUCCCGCCCCCCACCCAGUGUUGACCAGGAUGCUGUUGACCCCCAGUACGGCUCUCAGAUAUUUGUACAUCGAACGGGCACACAUCCGACACCAGUCAGGAUUGAGCACACCGAGAUACGCUAUGGUGGUCAGGCAUUCCGGCUGGGUCGUUACGCUGUGCACUUUCACCUCAGUGGAAGCAUGGCAGGCUCGUACAUACGAAACUGUGCCAUUCAUCACUCGAAUAACCGAGCUGUCACGGCUCAUGGAGUUCAUGACCUCUUGAUCGAGGGGAACGUAGCAUACGACAUAAAGGGACACACCUUCUUUAUUGAGGACGGCAUAGAAACUAACAAUAGUUACCUAGGAAACCUGGGUGUCUUGACAAGAGGUUCAUCAAGCCUCCUUAAUACAGACCAGAUUCCCGCCACCUUCUGGAUCACUAAUCCUCAGAACACCUUCAUUGGUAACGCAGCUGCUGCCUCCAGGGCGUACGGGUUCUGGUUUGAUUUUGACUCCUCCCCAUCUGGAGCCUCACGCACCAAUCGAGUAUGUCCGAACAAGGAGCUGUUUGGAGUGUUCCAUAACAACACGGCCCACACAUGUAAUGAGUUUGGACUCAGAAUCUGGGAGACCUACGUGCCCUAUGCCGAUGGGUGUGGUGCUACUCAGCCUCAGGUGGCCACCUUAACAGAUUUCACGACAUACGCCAAUGGUAUCAAUGGGGUGGAGCUAUCCAUCGUGGGUCAUGUGAGACUGGAGGGGUUCAAGGUGGCAGAUAAUGUGGAAAACGGCAUUGUUAUCAUCGAAACUCGGGGUCAUUGGGGUGGACCAAAGAUCAAAGAUGCGCUCAUCAUCUCCCAUACCUCUGUCAACUCUGGUCCCCCACAGGUUGGGGGGAUAAAGACACCCAACACUCCUCGUCUGACCGUUUCCAACGUAACCUUUGCAAACUUUGAUCUCCCUACGACCUCUUGCCUCAGGGCAUGCUCACACUGUAAGGUUCGACAAGGCGGAUUUCAGGUAUGGUUUGAGGGACUGUCCUUUGUCGGAGGGUCGGCCAAUCACAAGACAGCAUUCCAAUGGGAGUGGGAGGUACUAUUCAAGGACCUGGAUGGUACCCUGACCGACCUUCCUGGAGGAGGGUGGGUACUCCCAAACAGCCCCCUCAAUCCCCCACAGUUCUGCACCCCCUCCCUGCCCGAGUUCAGUGUCGACAUGUCUACCAUCAAUGGUACAGUGUGCAGUGGGGACAUCAACUUCCUCAGGAUGGCUUGGAACAGAGCUGAGCCUCUGGCUACUCUUAGGGGGGUAAGUGUGAAUGCAAGCAAUCAGUUCGGUAGCAGCAUUAUUCCUUGGAGGCAUUAUCGUCUGACCCACCUGGACGGUUACAUGUUCACCAUGCCUGAUGGCUAUGAUCACACUCUAGUCUGGGAGACCCCCCUGGAACACAGAGUUGACCACACAUCCUACAAGGCUGGUGUAUAUGGAAUCAUACCGAACAGUCGACUGUGGGUGACCCAUCAGUUCAUACAGACACCAGACCAUGUCAAUGUGGGGGAUAAUCUAGAACCCACCCCCCAUGGAGAACUACCACUGGACUCCGAUCCAUUGUUUUCUUGGCACCUCGAGAAUGAGACCGACCCCAAUGCGGUCACCUACCUGAUCACCGGGCAAAACCUCACUGAUCAAAACAACGACAUCACAUUCAACUACCUCUACGAACCCUGCCCAGUCACGGGCUGCCCACCUCCUGCCAUCGACUAUGGACCCUACGAAACAUUUCAACGAGUGUGGAGCAACCCCGAACACUGGCCCUCUGGCAUAGUCCCCCAGGAAGGGGAGGACGUUAUCAUCUCCUCUCGAUGGAGGAUGCUCCUUGAUGUGACUCCGCCCACACUCCACCGAGUGUACAUACUAGGAGAGCUUAUCUUUGAGGAUGCAAGAGACUACAAUUUUACAGCAGAUCUGAUCCUGAUCCAAGGUGAGAUGGCUAGGGUCUUCAUAGGUACCGAGGAACAGCCGUUCACUCAUCGUGUGGUGAUCACUCUGAACGGACUCAGGAAUGACGUCCCACUACGUCUAUCAAGGAGACUGCAGUUUGGAUCAAAGGGGAUUGGAGUGUUCGGAAAUUUCACAAUUCAUGGUGUUUCCAAGACAACCUGGACUCGUCUCAGUGCUAACACCCCAGCUGGUAGUGGCACUCUACAACUGCAGGGGAAUGCCUACCCCAAUUGGGGGGUUGGUGAUGAAAUUGUCAUCGCCCCCUCGAGUUGGGAGCCGACUGAGUCGGAGAUAAGGACCAUCUCCAGUUACGAUAGAUCCACAGGUACUGUCACACUAAGCGAGCCACUUGAAUAUGACCACCUGUUACAACCAUUCUUGGAGCAGUCAGACAUAAACGCUGCUGAUCCCCCUCUAGUGGCCACUCCGUGGUGGGGGGAUGGAGGAAUGAUGGCCCCUGAAGUGGGGCUGCUCUCUCACAACAUUGUCAUUCAAGGAGGAGAGGACCCAAGUGAGCCUUUGGAGCAGAACCACUACGGCUGCAGGAUACUAGUGGGAGAGUACUUCAGUGGACGGUUUGUGUAUAAUGGCAGACUCAAAAUCGACUCAGUUGAGAUACGCAAUUGUGGCCAGGGUGGCUACUUUUCACCCAGAGAUCCUCGCUAUUCUAUAGCAUUUGCAAAUAGUUUUGAGACUUCUGCAGGAAGUUAUAUCAGGAGGUGCUCCAUUCAUCAUGGCUACAAUACUGCUAUCGGAGUUCACUCAUCAUAUGGAAUCGAAAUCUCACAGAAUGUGAUAUGGAGGACUGUGGAUUCUGGAAUUAAAGUUGGCGGUCGUGAUAAUGUGGUCAUGGAUAACCUUGCAAUGUUGACAUCCACCAUUCAACCCAAUAGCCCACCAGAUAACCAUUCUGUUGACUUCCCUGCUACCUUUGACGUGGACGGUAGUAACGUAGUUCGUGGCAAUGCAGCAGCUGGCUCCAACAGGAUUGCAUUCCGAUACGCAGGGGAACCUUGCCUCGAGGACAACACUGCACCGACCUAUGAGCAGGCCAUGUUCUGGGACAACACUGCACAUAGUGGCCUGAUAGGACUUGUAGUGCUUGGCUUACCAAGGGACUGUACUGCCAUUGGUGGAUUUACUGCCACGCUUCAGUGGAACUAUGGCGUAUUCUCAUCUACUGCAUCGUCAUUGGUCGCCACUCACCUCAAGAUAGGGGUCGGCAAAGUGGGCGUGAACUUGAAUGUGUUUGGACCAAAUCCUGUGGCUCAUCUGCGCGGGAACAAGUUCAUCUCCAUCAGUGAUUCUCUGCUGGUGGGCUCCCUUCCCGGGGAGACGUGUGUCACGAGAGCACCCUCCUUCAUACCACCGUCCGUAUCAUUCCACCCCGGCAACCUACAAAUGGGAGUGAUGAUGUCGUCACUUAACCAGAAGAGGAGUAAGAUGGACGGUACAGGGCCAUGGCAUCUCAUGAAAGGUUACCCAGCCAUCGACGGUGUGGUGCACAUGGACCGAGUCUCGUUUGCACGCUUCACUGACUCGAUUUGUGACUACAAUACUGUUGCCAUUGCCAAUAACCCUUUGAGUGCUGAUGCAGUGCAUCCCAUCUACAUGACUGGUACCAACAAGUUGAAUGUUGGUAUGAACAAUCUGGCAUUCUUCUAUGAGCCGGAUCCAGAGUGGAUAGUACAAGAGGACUGUGUUGAUAUGGACUGUGACGGUCCCAAGCACGCCCUGAUUCGUGACAAUGACGGGAGAUUUGUGGGAACCUAUCCCACUCUCGGUUCAAUCAUACCAUUUGCUGAACUAAGGUUUGCUAACUACAGUCAUCGUGUGCCAGUGACCUGGUUGGCCCAGGAGGGGGAGAAUGGAGCAUUGGCUCUGCCCACUGAUGUUGUACAGCACAGGGGAAUAGCCAGGGGGGAUACAGGUAAUCUUGACAGCAAUGCCGGUGGAUGUGAGUGGGUGGAGUCUUGGCAGGGCUACCGCUGUAAGAAUAUGACCCAUCACAUGUUAGUCAUUGAGAGCCUUGAUGAGGAUACGGAGACGAGACGUCUGUCUCCUCUGGCACUCAACGGGGGGAACACUGGAGCAGGGCAUUACACUGACCUGAUCAAUGGACCCAUGGAUCACGGAUGGUGUGUGUACUACACUUGCUUGAAGAGAUUGUCGACAUUCUUCACCAUUGUCGCCGUGGGAACAGAUUACUGUGUGUGGAUGACAGGGUCACCUCCCACACAAUUGAGAUUCCAUCUCCUCAACGCUGGGCCGGAUGAUUCCAUUCGAAUGUGCAUCUUCUUUAAGGAUACUAGGAGGAAAGAUGUUUACAAGAACAACAUUUUCAUUGAGCCUGAGAAUGUGGAAUACCUGGAAGAAGGCGGAGUCUUGCAGACGGACGGGUCAUACAAGCCUAACAGGGAUCGGUUCGGAGGGGCCAACUAUUUUGAGAGGGAGUCGCAGAUACUAUACAUGAUUGUUCGUGGCAGUGACCCCGUUGAGAUCCGGACGCCCCCUGUGGUGCAAGUGUCGCUCUCUCUUGCUGUCAGUCUUGACGAUUUCUUCAAUGUGGGGGAGCUCAUUAGGAACCUGGCAUUUGUCCUCAAGAUUGACCCAAACAAAAUCAGAGUAGUCAAGAUUGUCUCCGAGAGCAGUGGUGCCCCUCGUAGUAGGCGGAGCUUAUUGGCAGUGAAUGAGUUCAACCAAACCACAAUCACACUUGAGUUCGGAAAUCCCCCUGCCGCCAAUAUUACUAGUACACCUCCUCCCACCAUUGCCAUGGAAAUAAUGAUGGCCGGAGAGAUGAACGACAGUGUGGAUCUUGAUGACCACACGACUGAAGAUACUCCCCUGAUUGGCACCAACCCGUUCAACGAUGACCCCCCUGACUCAGUGGAGUCGUUCGCCGACAGCUUUAACGUCAGCGUAGUGGAUUAUGUAGAGGAAGUGGAGCUUUACGAGGAGGUGCUGGAAGAGGUAAUGGAGAUCAACGAGAUUGCUGGGAGAGUCGUAGAUCUGGUUCUAACUGGAGGCAUAGUGAAUGUCACCAAUGCAACAGUGACUGGACUCUCGGUUGUACCAGCCACACCCCCUCCUUCUCCAAUACCCCCUGUCAUACCUCCAGUGUACGAGAAUGCCACCACUGACAAGGGAGAUCCUGUAAUCAUCCCAGUGGAGGAGAUAAUUGAAUCUCCCACGGUGGCAACUGGAUCAGGGGAGAGCAGUACCGAUACCACGGUAACAAUUGACUUCGUCAUCCCCACGGAGAUGAGAGUCACUUUGGAACCUCGGGAAGGGACGAGCCACCUUGUUCACGUAACAGUUACAGUGUUUGAUGACCAGGGUAGACCUGUGGAGAACCUGGGUCUGGCCAACGUCAAUCCAUGGACCUGUCAGGCCACUCUACUGCAUCCUCUAGGAGACAAGGCAUCGGAUGUCCCCUUGCUUGGUGGAGUGACUCGUGUACAGUUUGUCAGAGGUGUAGCCGAAUUCACACGUCUACGAGUGGACAGACCGGGACAAGGCCUCACACUCUCAUUCCAAACAGUCCCGUCCAGAUUCCAAGCCACCACGUCAGUCUCAUUCCAGAUCAUAAAUCCAUUCCAAAACACAAGCCGAGAGAAGAUAGGAUUUACACUAGAGGGAGACACCUCUGCUCUACCAAGAGGGGAAGAGUUAAAUGUCGCUGUGUUGAAUGGACUCAGCCUGGCCAUGGAUGUAGACAUUUCUAGGAUUGAAAACAUUACUGUUGAGAUAACCUCCGCUGGUGUUCUUGUUGCGUUUGAUCUGCUGAACAGACAACCCACUGAUCCCCCAGAUGUUCUGAACCUCAACGAUGCCAUAGCAACACUCAUGAAGAGCAUGGAUGCCAGCACCUUUGAGGUCAUUAUCGCCAACACCCCUUUCAUUGGGCUCUCGGGAUCGUUUGCCUAUGUGACUCCACCCCCUCCCAUUAGUCCCACCUCCAUCAUAGACCGGUACAUCAAUGUGUUCAUUGCAGUAGGUGUGGCACUGAGUAUGUUCCUAUUGCUGACGGUGAGUGUGAUGGUGCUGUUGCUGUGUAUGAGGGGAAGGAAAGACGGCAAAGGAGGCAACAAAAAGAAAGGCGAUGAAGGAAGGAUACCCCUGUAUCCAGUGAUUAGAAAGGUGACCCCUCUACCCCCUCAGCCUGCUGAUAAUAAUAGUGGAAAAGACCUCAACUUCUUCCUACGUAGACCUGGCCAACCUCUUGCUAAUGAGGGGAGCUCUCCCUCAUUUGUAUCAGAGGAAGACUGGACUGGUGGUGUGACAGAUGAAACCAGCCUUGGACCUAGCGAGGUCAGUGGUCGUAGGAGAGCUGUGGAUUGCUGGGAGACCCCAAACCACCUAUUCCCUAGACCACUGAGAUUUGCCCCGCCCCCUCAGAGGCAAGGCGGACAUGUCAGUAUUGCCGGACUAGUCCAUAACCCAGCUUAUCAUCGCUCUGGUGUAAAGUGGCCAGUCACUCCAUCUAACCAGCAGCCAGCAGAGACCACUCACAUCUUUGUGAGGCCAGCAGAACUAAGGAGGCAAUCACCAAUGGGCCUAGACUGGGACUAGACGUCUACCUAUCGUUUUAUGUGUAACAGUUGUAGCUAUAAUAUUAUAAUUCGUUUAUUGUUUGUACUAGUUUAGCUGUGUGGAUCAAUUUAUAAUUUAUUUACUUUCACAGUUGCAUGUAGCUAUAGCCUAUACUUAAUUUCUGCUGUUUGUACUGAGUGUAUAGGUAGCUAUUAAGUAUAGAGAACCAAUGCACAUUCCUUUCUUUUC
Molecule: messenger RNA, 16085 nt
Organism: Halichondria panicea
Lineage: Eukaryota; Metazoa; Porifera; Demospongiae; Suberitida; Halichondriidae
Product: fibrocystin-L-like
Exons: 68
Coding region: 138-15875 (5245 amino acids)
Molecular function (GO): electron transfer activity
Source: RefSeq, a predicted model, not a curated record